Fragaria vesca subsp. vesca is the source of this 1143-nucleotide messenger RNA. RefSeq lists its product as uncharacterized. The transcript is spliced from 3 exons. Bases 78 to 842 code for a protein of 254 amino acids. The record is from RefSeq and is a predicted model, not a curated record. Lineage: Eukaryota; Viridiplantae; Streptophyta; Magnoliopsida; Rosales; Rosaceae.
CACCCAAAACACGAGUUCAUACUCUUCGCUCUCCACUCUCGACGAAACCCCAGAAAGAAUCUGGUUGCGCCAAAGCUAUGGCCUUCUCCUCUAUGCGGAAUCUGGCUCGGUCAGGCGUCAGUCUUCCCUUAUUGAGAACCCAGUUCGAAAGAACCCAGCUUGAAAGGACCCAGUUCGUCAGGUCCUUUUGGAAGGGAAGCAGAGGGCGAUUGGAAAAAGGUAUGCAAGAGAAGUUGAAGUACUUGAUUGACCAGGGAGUUAAAAUAGAAAUGGUGGAAGAUAAGAACCAGCCAGUAGGGAAGUAUACCUUAGAAAUGCAUCCCUACACUAUGGAGGUAAUACAAGUUUGGGCCAAACAAUUAAAGAUUUUAGGGAUGUUGACUGAUCUUCACAUUCUUGCUGAAACCAAGUUGACUUUGCGUGAGUCCGGGUUGUUGGCGUCCCUAUACAAGCACGGCCCAAAUGACACUUGGAGAGCUGUAGCUCAGAGAAUCAAAGGGAAAACUACUAGAUCUGUUUAUGAACUGAAGACAGUUGAGACACGGCUGGAUGAGAUUCGAGCAUUGGCAAAAGAAAUAUCUACAGUUCUCAUUGUUUAUCAGAAACAAAAGAAGACAGCAUUACAACCCAAAGACAAUAGGACAGAGGUCCUUCCCCAUGACUUUGGAUCCAUUUUGAUCAAGCUUUCUCAACUUCGUUUGAAAUGGAAAGCUAUUGCCUCUUUGGAAAGUGCGACCUUGUUGGAUGAUUCUGAGAUGGAUGAAUUGGUUGAGAUAGAAGCGACAAUCAAAGAAGUGCAUAAUAUUGUGGUUGUCCAACAACUGUUGGAAAAAGAUGUGUAGAUAGGACCAGAUCAUUUUAAGAUUUUAGUUAGCAAUUGAAACUUCAUGUCACUGUAGGAAGUUUGUUUAACUAUAGUCUCUUUACCUAUUGUUAUUUUGUGUGCUGAAGUUAAGACUUACUGUAAUUGCUAGCUACUAUUGUAAGUCUUAUAGGCAAAGUCUUCCAGAAGUUUGUUAGCCAAUUUUGUGUCGCUUCUUGUAACUUUCCUCCCUAUUUAGUUCUUUUCUGCUUGUAUAUUCUUGCUCCUUUUGUUAUUAAUAUGCUAUUCCUACAGAAGAAAAGAGAAAAAGAGGUGUUGCA